Nicotiana tabacum (common tobacco) is the source of this 1566-nucleotide messenger RNA. Its product is annotated as putative UPF0481 protein At3g02645. Lineage: Eukaryota; Viridiplantae; Streptophyta; Magnoliopsida; Solanales; Solanaceae. The record is from RefSeq and is a predicted model, not a curated record.
AUGGCAUUGGAUCCAAUUGUUACCUCAAAUUCAAGCGCCAGGAGAUGGACAGAACGCAUAAGCAAUGCCCUGAAGAAAGAAGUUGCCAUUGACUUAAAUCUUCUUCCUCCUGUCUGUGUUCUUCAGGUGCCCAAAACACUAAGUGACCAAAAACCAGAAGCCUAUACUCCUCAACUCAUUGGCAUGGGACCAUAUCACCAUUUAAGGCCAGACCUAUAUCAAAUGGAAAGGUACAAACUUGCUGCCAUUAAGGAGAUUCUUGAACCAGCUCAAAUCCUCAAUUUCAAGCACCUCUUGAUCGACAAACUGAGAGAAAAUGACCUCGUUGUUCGUGCUUGUCAUAACCGGUUCAUGGACAUAGAUGAGGAGACUUUAGCUUGGAUAGUAGCCAUAGAUGGUCUGUUCUUGCUUAACAUCCUUCGUUCAUCGUAUGACAAUGUGCAUGAUCAUCAGGAGAUUAUUGACACCAUUUUCACCCGAGACCUCAUGAUGCUCGAGAACCAAAUCCCUUUUUUUGUCUUGAAGCAAAUCAGAAAGUUUCUCUGUCUAUCUUCCCCUGAGGAUAGAGAAGAUAGCGAGUUAGUUUCCAUGUUUAGGCGCUUUUGUGAAAUGCAUUCCCCACUUGCUUUGCCUACAAAUGAUCACUCUAAAAAAGUUCAAGGAACUCAGCCUUUUCACUUGCUUGAUCUUAUGUAUCGUUUAAUCCUAAAUGAUCGUGUAGAUUAUGCUUCUAUUCCAAUGGAAAUGCCAGCCAUCAUUAUCAAACAUGACAAUAUAAAUGAAGAAGAAGAUGAUGGUGAUCAUCAAGAUCGAGAUACACAUGGAGGCAUCAUUCACAACUUCGAAACAAUCUUGGAGGUCGUGGAGAAUAUAGGUCCCAGAAACGUGCAAAAAAUUGUAAAGCCCAUCGACCAGGUUGUAGCAAACAUGCCAUGGUCCACGAUUUCCGGGCUAUUUAGGAAAGGUACGCAAAGAAAUGAAGACAAAGAGAAUGAGAUGAUCACCAUCCCAUCAGCAUCCCGAUUAUGGCAUUGUGCGAGAAUCAGAUGCAGCCCCAUCCAUGAGGGUAUCAGUAGGAUUAAAUUUGAACAAGCUGCUUCAACUUUGUACCUUCCUGUGAUCACUGUGAAUGCUGGUUCAGAAGUCAUACUUAGAAACUUGGUGAUCUAUGAAGCUGCCAUGUCCAAAUCCAAGCUCGAAUUUGCCAGAUACAUCAAUCUAAUGAAUGGGAUUGCAGAUACUGCUGAGAAUGUGAGGUUGCUAAAGCAAAAUGGUGUUAUCAAAGGGGAUUUGACUGAUAAUGAAGUUGCCUGUUUGUUCAGUACUAUGCAAAUGUCAUUUGUGAGGUCUAGUAGAAGUUCUAAUGUGGAGAUUGCCAUGGAGGAAGUCAACAAGUAUUAUGACCAGAUGCUAAUAGUUAGGGCUCAUAGAGGGUUGAAGAAAAACAUCUACCUUUCUUGGAAAUUUUUGACUGCUGCUUUGUCCAUUUCCGUUGUGUUGCUGCUAAUUUUCCAAACAUUUUGCUCUUUAUAUGGCUGCCACAAUGUUUGGGGCAAUAGAAAGUAG